AUGUCUCGCACCAGUGUCCGUUGGUCGAAGCGCCUGAGCGCUGUGUCUUCUGAAUCAGAUACUAGCAUUACGCAAAACACCUCCCCGGCGCCUUCAGCAGCUGAGGUACACAGCCCCAAUCUAGGCAAGCAGCUUGAGCAGGUUCUCAAGAUGGAGCUGCCGCUUAGCAUCUCAAUGAUUGCAUACGUUGCACGUAUGGUGAUUGUCGCAUGGACUUUGAGUGUGGAGCCAGUUGCGUGGGAGUAUGGAGAGAGUGGAUUCAAGGUCCCUGACAUUGGGGCUCUGGGUGACAAAAUCGUCCUGUGUUGA
Messenger RNA from Plenodomus lingam JN3, 309 nucleotides. The record is from RefSeq and is a predicted model, not a curated record. NCBI's taxonomy places the organism in Eukaryota, Fungi, Ascomycota, Dothideomycetes, Pleosporales, Leptosphaeriaceae.